This is a messenger RNA of Adineta steineri, 906 nucleotides long. NCBI's taxonomy places the organism in Eukaryota, Metazoa, Rotifera, Eurotatoria, Adinetida, Adinetidae. The record is from the annotation of a GenBank genome assembly.
AUGAACUCAUCUACAAUAGAUUUUCAACCAUGGUUUAUUCCUCUGGAUAUUCUUGCAAUCAUAUGUAUUACUUUAGUCAUUAUACUUGCUGUUCUUUCUCUAUUAAUUAUCAUUUUGGAUAAAACAUGUCAUACAAAAUCUAUAAUAUUAAUUGCUCAUUCAUUUUUGAUUGCAUUUAUAGCUGGUUGUUGUAUACUUAAUUUACAUAUAUUUACAUUUGAAAAUGAUUUGAAACAAAUUUAUUAUCAAGAUUCAUUAUGUAUCUUUCGAGGUUAUACUACUUACGUAUCAUGUGCACUAUUCAAUUAUUCAUUUCUAAUACAAGCAAUAAGUAGAUAUAUGAUUGUGGUGUAUCCUAAUCUUUUAUUCUGGCAAUCAAUAAAAUGUUAUAUUUUACUUAUUUGUUUAACAUGGAUAUUUAGUUUCGUAUUUCCUUUCGCAUUUAUAUUUACUGGUGAAGUUAUCUACAAUAGUGAUAAUCAAAUAUGUCAAUUACCUUUUCAAUUGUCUUUCUCUAUAAUUUAUCUUGUACAUUGUGCGUAUAUGAUUCCAGUCUUGAUGAUUAUGUUUAUUUAUUUUAAAUUAGUUCGAUAUGUAAAAGAAAUGAGUAAACGUGUUACAUCCGCUAAUACUUUAGUUCGUGCUCAACGAGAAUUAAAAAUGGUUCAACAAACAGUUAUAAUUGUAAUGAUAUUAGUUAUACUUUGUUUUCCUUAUGCAUUAUUUAUCUUGAUAUCAUUUUUUACUACUCCACCAAAAUAUCAUUUUCGAAUUGCUUAUAUAUUUGCUGAUGUAGCAAUUGUAUGUGUGAUGAUUGCUUUAUUUUAUUUUACGAAGCCAUUGAAAGCUUCUAUGAUGAAAAGAAUAAAACAACGACCAAAUGUAGUCAUAAUACCAUUGGUAUAA